Messenger RNA from Tetranychus urticae (two-spotted spider mite), 911 nucleotides. RefSeq lists its product as uncharacterized. The record is from RefSeq and is a predicted model, not a curated record. NCBI's taxonomy places the organism in Eukaryota, Metazoa, Arthropoda, Arachnida, Trombidiformes, Tetranychidae.
AACCAGAAAUCGGUCGUGCAUUAACCAGGUAAAUUAAUGGUUGACUGAUUAUAAAGGUCAUUUAUACCCAUUGAAAUGUUUAUGGUCAAUUCUCAUGUCACUCUAGAUUUUUAUUAAGCCCUCGUAUUUCAUUGUGCAAAGAUCAAAAUUUCCAAUAUUUCAAUACAAACAAGGAUUAAAAUGUACCAAACAAAAUGAAUCUGAUUACUGGAAGUGUCUAUCUUACCCUUACAUUCAUCUGUAUUGAAUUGAUAUCUUCAAUUGAAGGUGCUGUUCCUAGUAAAGAGGUUAAGAAGAAGCCAAGACCUAAGAAAAAGAAACCCGAUUAUAAAAAUAAAUACCAUUGUUUGGUGUGUUUAGCUGAUUAUUCAAAUAAACGAAUAAACUUUAAGGAUACUUGUAUUAAUCCAGCUGUUAAUGUUUCUGAUGCUGAAGCCAAGUAUCUAACAGUUUGUCCUUCUGAUACAACAUUGUGUGCUUAUGAAUUGGUCACAAUUAACGACGUUUUCACGGCAAUUGAAAGGCGAUGUGCUACCUCUUGUACACCAAGUUGCUUUCAAUCAGGAUAUGGAACCGAGAAGACUAUUUGUACUUAUUGUUGUAAUAAGAGCAUAAAACCUGAAGAUUUUAAUGAUGAUACUGUUUAUGAAUAUAUUUGCGCUGGGGGAUUAAACGGCUCAAUGUUGACCAAUUUUGGGUUAACUCUGUUGGAGUUGGUUAUGAUUAUUCCAUCUCUUCAAAGGUUAUUCAAAUAUUGGUUGAGUGAACCAAUUUGAGCGAAAUUAGUCAUUUUUUAUACAAAUAUCCAAUUGACGUCAAAAUCGAUAGUUCAAAUGUACAUUAGACAAAUGUAUCCUUCAACUCAAAGUAUUGGUAUCGUUAUUAGAAAUAAAUUUCAAAACUUUAUUUAA